Rotaria sordida is the source of this 302-nucleotide messenger RNA. The record is from the annotation of a GenBank genome assembly. NCBI's taxonomy places the organism in Eukaryota, Metazoa, Rotifera, Eurotatoria, Philodinida, Philodinidae.
UUAAAAAUCAUUUUUCUAUUUUAUUUAAUCAACAUUCAAAACGUUUUGAUGUUAUUUUAAUGGAUAAUUGUGAUGAUCAUGAUUUAAUUAAAUGUUAUUUUCUUCUUCAAUAUCUUAUUUAUUCAAAAAAUUUUGAUCAAUUUUUUGUUAUGCCAUCGAAUAUAACUUGGAUUGAUAUUAAUCGAUUACAAACAACAACAUUUCAUCUAUAUCAAGAUUUUUUAUCUAAAGCACAACAAAUGGGUUGGGAUAUUAAUCAAGCAAAAUUUUUGAUUAAUAAUUAUAGAUAUGGUUCGAAAUAA